AUGGCGGACGACCAUGCGGUCGAUAACGAGAUCAACUUUGAGUCCCUGAAGGCUCUCAAGCAAGUGUUUGAUUCUGCUGACGAGGAUGGCAGCGGCGAGCUGGACAUUGAGGAGUUCUGCGCCAAGCUGGGGCCCCACCUGGGGGCCAACCUGACUAAGCAGCAGGCGCGCUGA
Messenger RNA from Monoraphidium neglectum, 174 nucleotides. RefSeq lists its product as hypothetical. The record is from RefSeq and is a predicted model, not a curated record. NCBI's taxonomy places the organism in Eukaryota, Viridiplantae, Chlorophyta, Chlorophyceae, Sphaeropleales, Selenastraceae. Bases 1 to 174 code for a protein of 57 amino acids. The transcript has 2 exons. Gene Ontology annotation, molecular function: calcium ion binding.